Molecule: messenger RNA, 558 nt
Organism: Neogale vison (American mink)
Lineage: Eukaryota; Metazoa; Chordata; Mammalia; Carnivora; Mustelidae
Product: keratin-associated protein 13-1-like
Exons: 1
Coding region: 43-558 (171 amino acids)
Source: RefSeq, a predicted model, not a curated record
CCUUCUCACUGUUACUCAGCUGAACUCACAUCUCCUGCCAACAUGUCCUACAGCUGCUGCUCUGGAAACUACUCUUCCUGCUCCUUUGGGGGAUACUUGCACUCCCCAAGGUCCUCCUGUGGCUCUUCCUAUCCUAACAACUUGUUCUGCAGCACUAACCUCUGCUCUCCCAGCACCUGUCAGCUGGACUCUUCCCCCUCCAGUGGCUGUCAGGACACCUGCCAUAAGCCCACCAGCUGCCAGACAUCUUGUGUGGCAUCCAGACCUUGCCAGACAUCCUGCUACCGCCAGAGGAUCUCCACGCUCUGCAGUCCUUGCCAGACGACUUGCUCUGGUUCUCUGAGUUUUGGGUCCAGCAGCUGCCGUUCCCUGGGCUAUGGAUCCAGAAGCUCCUAUUCACUGGGCUGUGAAUCCCAAGGCUUCAAACCCAUGAAUUAUGGAGUCUGUGGCUUCCCUUCUCUGGGCUAUGGAUCCAGAUUCUGCCACCCAACCUACUUGGCUUCUAGGAGCUGCCAGUCUUCUUCUUAUAGACCAACGUGUGGACCUGGCUUCUUUUGA